AUUCAAAUCUCUGCUCGCAGCUUGCUUAACCGACGGGCAAUAACGCCACACCCCUCCAUCUCUUUCCUUUUUUCUUCAUAUAUUAUCAAAUCACACAUAUAAAUUUAUGUAUUUUCUAUUUUCGGUUUCCGAUUUGGGGUGCGGAUUAUAUUUUUUCUGGGAUUUUCUGGCCCUGUUUCCCUUCCAAUCUUCUCAAAUCCGACUUGUUAGGAUUUGAAUAGAUGGAGCAGCAAUCAUCGGCGCAAGAAGGAGGGCCGCUCGUGGCGGCGGCGGCGGUUCCGAAACCGGCGGUGGAGUCGCCGACAUCGCUCGCUCCGGGGUUUAGGUUCCACCCCACGGAUGAGGAGCUCGUCCGGUACUACCUCCGCCGUCGGGUCUGCGGGAAACCGUUUCGGUUUCCGGCGGUUUCUGAAAUCGACGUCUACAAAUCUGAGCCAUGGGAACUUGCAGAAUAUUCAUAUCUGAAUACUAGAGAUCUUGAGUGGUACUUUUUCAGUCCCGUGGACAGAAAGUACGGAAAUGGGUCUCGUCUUAAUAGAGCAACCGAUAAAGGCUAUUGGAAAGCGACAGGAAAAGACCGCCCUGUCCGUCACAAGUCUCAGACUGUUGGCAUGAAGAAAACACUCGUUUUCCAUUGCGGACGAGCUCCUGAUGGAAAGAGAACAAAUUGGGUGAUGCACGAGUAUAGACUCUCAGAUGCAGAUUUGGCGCAUGCUGGGGUUGCUCAGAAUGCAUUUGUGCUCUGUAGAAUUUUCCAAAAAAGUGCCUUGGGACCUCCGACUGGUGACAGAUAUGCACCUUUUGUCGAGGAAGAUUGGGAUGAUGAUUCUGCUCUUGUGGUUCCUGGAGGAGUAGCCGAGGACGAUUUGGCUAAUGGUGAUGAUGCACCAGUUGAAGGCAACCAUGUCCAGUUGCAGGGUGACGAAUGUAAGGCUCCUACGAGUCCGGUUGUCGAACCCCCAUUGUCACUUCCAUUUGCUUGUAAAAGAGAGAGAUCCGAAGAGGACCCCGAACCUCUCUCUUUGACCCAAAGCAAAAGGUGCAAUAUAAACGAUGGUCCCACCUCAAGCCACUUAAAUGGUUCAGAAGAUUCGACCACAACAAGCCAUGACCCACUAACCUUGACGAUGACGAUGAUGACGACAAAUGAUGACUCCCAACCCACUCUCUUGGAAUUCCCUUUGUUGGAAAACCGAACCCCCACCACUAAUGCCACCUUUGAUUCAUCCACGCUCGAGAAGUCCGUGCCUCCGGGGUAUUUGAAGUUCAUUAGCAACUUGGAGAAGGAGGUCUUGAAUGUGUCCAUGGAGAGGGAGACUUUGAAGAUUGAAAUGAUGAGGGCUCAAGCCAUGAUUGACAUUCUCCAAUCGCGCAUCGACCUCUUCAACAAGGAGAAUGAGGACCUAAGGAGGGUCGCCGGAGGAAGGGGAUGAUGAUGAUGAUGAUCACUCAUGCACCCCACCCCUUGUUAGCAAAAUGCUAGUUUAACCCCAAAGAUGACACAAAGGUUGCCACUAUCAUAGAAUUGUGAUAGUGGCGGUGUUGAUUUUGAUGUCACCCGUGGUGUGGUUAUAGCACGAUCUUUGUUCUUAUUUUGUAGGUUUUUUCUAUCACUUUUCGCAUCUCAUGUGAUUGCCACCUCUCCUAAUCGACUAGUCUCGAUGAAGAGGAGUGGGACAUCAAUGAAACGUGAAAAGUGUGAUAAAAUUGAAAUUUCUGAUUACAACUUUUUUUCUCUAUAAUAAUGUCGAUCAUCUGAGAUGACGUUCUAUACCGUCUUCAGAAAAAGUGGAAGACGUGUAAAGGGAUGCUGGAUAUGUUCCUAUUUCUGUUAGACAAACUUUUAAAUACUAUCUUUUGUGUAAUGUAAAUGAGGAAAUCAGUAGAGCUGUGAAUAUAUGUUGUACCACAGCUUGUUGGUUAGGUUAAAAUACUCCCUCAUUUUUUUAGUUUUUCCCUUGAAAGCAUUGGGUGGAAAUGGUCAACUACAACUAUGUUCUCUUCACUUGAUUAAAUUGAAAUAACUUUUAACUUAAUUU
Molecule: messenger RNA, 2039 nt
Organism: Cuscuta campestris
Lineage: Eukaryota; Viridiplantae; Streptophyta; Magnoliopsida; Solanales; Convolvulaceae
Source: the annotation of a GenBank genome assembly